Molecule: messenger RNA, 402 nt
Organism: Soboliphyme baturini
Lineage: Eukaryota; Metazoa; Nematoda; Enoplea; Dioctophymatida; Soboliphymatidae
Source: the annotation of a GenBank genome assembly
AUGGUGUAUAGACUUGCUUUCCAUUCGAUGUCGUUUUGCUGUUUCUCUAACCCUGUUGUGUUUACCGUCGUGGCGAGCAUUCUGGCCGCCGCAAAAUACCCUUACAGCACGUGUCGCGGUUUGGCCGGUAAGCGAGCUGAAAAACGAAAGAAGCUCCUUGCGAAUCCGCGAUGCGGUUGUACGAGCCUAAAGAAAAAUCGGUCAUUACAUGUACUAAAUUUUACUAUAAAUGUGUGUAAGGAAGAGGCAUUUCCAGUCGUGAUCGACGAACAGCUUGUGGCCAAUCAGGAAAGAAAUUGGCGGCCAUCAAGCGGAAUUUCUGACAUAACACGCAAGGGAAGAGGAGGCGCUGCUUCUUGCGGGCGUGACGAAUCGCAGCGCUUCGACCAAAACGGUGAUUAG